Scedosporium apiospermum is the source of this 1887-nucleotide messenger RNA. Its product is annotated as Protein phosphatase 2C. The transcript is spliced from 3 exons. The record is from RefSeq and is a predicted model, not a curated record. Gene Ontology annotation, biological process: protein dephosphorylation. Bases 1 to 1887 code for a protein of 628 amino acids. Gene Ontology annotation, molecular function: protein serine/threonine phosphatase activity. Lineage: Eukaryota; Fungi; Ascomycota; Sordariomycetes; Microascales; Microascaceae.
AUGCAUCGCGUCGCAGUCCGGGCUCUGCGACGAACUCCCUUCCUCCAGCCCACACUCCUCCGCACCACCCUCGCCCGCCUCCUCCCCCGCCGCCCCUUCACCUCCCUCCCCAACCCACUCCUCUCCGCCUCCCGACCUCGGUCCCUAUCCUUCUCCUCUUCCUCCUCCUCCCCUGCCUCCUCCCUUGGUAAACCGCGCCGCCCCUCCGAGCAUGCCAUCGAGCCCCUAAGAUCCUCCAUGUACAUCCGCCGCUUCUCCGUAGCCCUCGUAUCCACCCUCGUCGGCUACGGCGCCUGGUACAGCUACAAGGGCCAGCACAACGACUCCUCCUCUUCCUCCUCCGCCGCCGCUCUCACCCGGAGCUUCACGUCCUCCGCCCAGGGCGCCGUGAGCGACGCAGCUGCCGCUGCUGCCCCGACGCGGACUGUCCUCGUCAUCGGCGCCGACGAGCUGCGCACGGGUACAGUGGUCGGAGACGGCCCGCUGACCAAGUUUAGCAGCGAGUAUGGUAGGCAGGUCAUCGAGAUGCUGAGCCCCGAGCAGGUCGAUGAUAAGCUGCGCGAGAGCGAGCAGUCGUAUUUCGUGAAUCGCGGCCAGGGCGUCGUGAGGUAUGAUCUGGUGCAGUUGCCGAGUAAUAAUCCUAUCGAGGAUGAUCAUGCCGAGAAGAUUGUAGAGGUGCCGAGUCGGGAGAAGGAAGGGGGGGAGGUUACGGACUGGAUGUUUUGGGGGAUUUUUGACGGUCACUCUGGCUGGGUCACCUCCGCAAAGCUCCGCAACUCUCUGAUCCAGUUCGUCGCCCGAGAACUCAACGACACCUACAUCGCCGCCCAAGGCCAACUCCCCUCCGACGCCUCCAUCGACGCCGCCAUAAAAACCGGCUUCACGCGCCUCGACGACGAAAUCGUCCACAAAUCCGUCGAAAAGGUCUUCAAGGAAAACUCCAAGACCCUCGCAGCUGAGGCUCUAGCGCCGGCCCUCGCCGGAUCCUGCGCCCUCCUCUCCUUCUACGACGCCCGCUCCAAGCUCCUCCGCGUCGCAUGCACGGGAGACUCCCGCGCUGUGCUGGGCCGCCGCUCCGACUCCGGCAAGUGGACGGCCACCGCCUUGUCCGUCGAUCAGACCGGAAGCAACCCUGAGGAAGAGGCCCGCAUGCGCGCCCUUCACCCCAACGAACCGCACGUCAUUCAGCACGGCCGCGUCCUCGGCGGUCUGGAACCCACGCGCGCUUUCGGCGACGCCGCGUACAAGUGGACCCGCGAAGUCACCGACCGUCUAAAGAAGUCCUUCUUCGCGCGCACGCCCUCCCCGCGCCUCCUCACCCCUCCUUACGUCACCGCCGAGCCCGUCAUCACAACGACCAAGAUCUCCCCCGAAAGGGGCGACUUCCUCGUCCUCGCCACCGACGGCCUCUGGGAAAUGCUCACCAACGACGAGGUCGUCGGCCUAGUGGGCAAAUGGAUCGAGACGCAGCAGCACCAGCAGCGCAGCCAAACCCAGUUCGAUUCCCUCUGGGCGCGCAUCUUUGGUUCCUCCGACGCCGCCUCCGUGAAAGACCUGCCCGUCGAGAAGAGCGGGGCCAACCCCGGCGAGGACGGGUCCAAGACGCCUAUAAGGCUGAGGCAGUGGGGGAUUUCGCCGGAUGAUAAGGGGCGGUUCAUCACGAAGGAUAGGAAUGUUGCGACGCAUUUGGUUAGGAAUGCGUUGGGUGGUAGGAAUGAGGAGCAGGUUUCUGCACUGCUCACACUUCCUUCGCCGUUUUCUAGGCGGUACCGCGACGACUUGACCGUCCAAGUCAUCUUCUUCGGCGACGGCGAAAAGACCGGCCAAAUCACCCUCAACCUCGAUGCCACCGCCAAAUCCAACCAGCCUCUCAAGGCCAAGCUCUAA